Molecule: messenger RNA, 1932 nt
Organism: Rotaria socialis
Lineage: Eukaryota; Metazoa; Rotifera; Eurotatoria; Philodinida; Philodinidae
Source: the annotation of a GenBank genome assembly
AUGAAACAAACACAAGCCACUACAAAUGCUACUGCUGUUGCUUCGUCGACAAGCUUCCGAGCACGACCGAGAAGAGUCGUGCAAAAUUUCGUUCUAGUUUGGCUCGAUGCUCAUAUUGACGAAAAAAAGGAAGAUUUUCGAAAUUCUUUUACAGAACUUCGAAAAUUAGUUGUCACAUUAGAAACAUUCACUGAAGUCAACUCAUGUGUCGAAUACUUAAAAAGUAUCAGUGAUCAGAAAAUCUUUUUAAUUGUUUCUGGGUCAUUUGGUCAAACGAUGGUGCCAUUUAUACACAAUAUGACUCAACUUGAUACGAUCUUCGUUUUCUGUUCAAACAAAGAUCGACAUAAAGUAUGGGCGAAAGAAUGGUCGAAAGUCGAAGGUGUUCAUGGCUCAAUAAAGUCCAUGUGCAAACAAUUAGCAAAGACUACACGGGCAUGCGACCAUGAUGCAAUACCAAUGAGCUUCUUACCAAAGCGAAAGAUAGCAGAUGCAGCAUCGAACGAUCAAGAUCUUCAUCACUUACCACCAGCUUACAUGUACUCGGUGAUUUUCAAGAGCAUCGUAUUAGAAAUCAAUGAUGAUAAUGAUGACGCCAAAUCUAUAAAGGCUUUACAAAUUUAUUGUAAAAAACAAAAUAUUCCUGACGCAGAAAUAAACGAAUUAAAGCGUAAAUACCACCAGGAAUCACCAAUCUGGUGGUAUACAUGUGAAAUGUUUCUAUAUGGCAUGCUUAAUCGUGGAUUACGAUCAGUUAAUAUGGAAACAAUGUCCAAGUUAGGCUUUUUUAUUCGAAGUCUUCAUCUGCAACUAGGGCAACUGCAUCAGGAACAAUCGGCGAAUUUCAAGAAACCAUUCACCGUUUAUCGUGGUCAGGGACUAAGCAAGGAAGACUUUCAGAAACUACUAGAUUCAAAAGGUGGUCUACUAUCGUUCAACAACUUUUUAUCGACUAGUAUGGAACAAAAAGUGGGCAUGGCAUUUGUUGAACGGGUUAUGCAAAAGAAUCAAGAUAUUGUUGGUGUUAUCUUUAUUAUGAAAAUCGAUCCCAGUAAAAUAUCAACUUCAAUUACUCCAUUUGCUAUGAUUGAUGAUUACGCUGCUGUUAAAAGAGAACAAGAAAUACUUUUUACAUUGCAUACCAUUUUUCGUGUCGUUGAAAUUAAACAGACGGCUAAGAAUAGUCGUCUUUGGGAAGUACAAUUGACUAUUACUGAUGAUAAUGAUCCACAGCUUUCUACUGUUACCAAGCGCAUCAACGAGGAGAUCGAUGGUCGAGGAUGGUAUCGAAUGGGUCAAUUAAUGCUCAAAGUGCGUCAUUUUGAUGAAGCUGAAAGACUCUACAAUGAAUUACUCGAGAAUGCGUCCACUGAUAGUGAUAGAGCAUAUAUCUAUCACCAGCUUGGAUGGUUGAAAGACGAUCAAGGUAAAUAUCUAGAAGCAGUUAAAUUCUACGAAAAAUACCUCGAAAUAAAGCGGGAAACUCUUCCACAAGAUGAUGCUUCAUUGGCUCCUACUUAUAACAACAUUGGCACAGUGUAUAACAACAUGGAUGAUUAUUCGAAAGCACUUGAAUUUUACGAAAAAGCAAAUAAAAUCUAUGAAAAAGCUCUGCCUCCGAAUCAUCCCAAUUUGGCUACGUCCUACUGCUCUAUUGGUACAGUGUAUAACAACAUGGGUGAUUAUUCAAAAGCACUUGAAUUUUACAAAAAAGAUAUCGCAAUUAAAAAAAUAUCUCUGUCUCCGACCCACCCUGCUUUGGCUAAUUCCUACAAUAACAUUGGUGUGGCGUAUUCCGGAAUGGGUGAUCACUCGAAAGCAAUUUCACUUCUAGAAAAAGCACUUGAUAUUUAUCGAAAUUCACUGCCAUCGACACAUCCAAAUAUUAAGCGUGUAAUGAACAGUAUAGAAGCAGUGAAAAAGAAGCUGUAA